AAAUCUAUAUUAAAUGCUACAUAGACGUGUCCAUGCUAGUCAAUUGUCGACAGUUCCUUCUGUGAUACACAUCAUGGAGCGUACAGUCAAACUUCUUCUUGUUGUUUUUGUACUUUGCCUGCUCGAAGCGGAAUGUUCACCACAAAUUACAGCAGGGCAAUCUACGACCACGCUAGAACAGCGAGUUACUGCACUGGAGAGAGAAAUCGGUGGACUUCAGACACAAAAUCAGCUGCUGGUGGAUUGUGUUACGAAUAUGUCGUCUGACCAGUCCGACACUGUCAAAUGUGCAAGGAAAAUCGUCACGGCAGGCAUCUCAUAUGGACGGAAUGUGAUGUUUUCCGCCCAACUGACCCACACACUGUCCAGGGUUGCUGUAAAACAAGGAAUAGUGUUUGACAGUCCUGUAACUAAUGUUGGGGACUGUUACAGCGGUCAUACAGGAGUAUUUACCUGCUGUAAAGCCGGCACCUAUGUUUUCUACUGGAGCAUUUAUACAACCGGAACACACUACGUACAAACUGAGCUGAUGAAGAACACUUCCUCCAUAGCAAUCAACCGCUCGGGUGAUGCCAACAAUUAUUCCACUGGAACUAUGAUGGUUCUGCUUCAUCUAAAUUUUGGCGAUGAGGUUUGGAUCAGAGUAAAAUCCCGAAAUCCUGCUACUUCAAAUAUUUAUGCAGACAAAUCGUCGUCUUUCACAGGCUUUUUGUUACAAUGACCAGGCAUCAAAGGAAAACGAUUUGAAGGUUCCCGCCAGAUAGCAUAUGGGCCGGAUUUAUCGUAAUUGUUCGGUGUUCUGUUACAGUAAGAAGCUCUCAUGUCUGAAUCUGAUUAAUGCUGACUUGUUCGGAUCACUUUUGAAUGGCGUAUUGAACAAAUCGACAUGUAUAUUAUACGUUUAUGAAGGCGAUUUUACGCGGUUUUUAAUUAGUGGGUACUUUAAAUCUACGAAUUUAGAGAUCAUGAAGUAAUUAUAAGUUUGACAUAAAGGUAUUCUCCGUAUGAAGGAAAAUCAUGAAAUUUGGGCCAAACGAAAAUAUAUGAUUUUCCAAUUUAUAACAUUUUCCUUUGCAGAUUGAUUCAAGCUUGAAAUAUGGAAUGUAUGGAAAGAUAACUUAAGUUAGAGGUAUCAAACAAAUUGUUUUAAUUUAACGUCAGCACUUUACCACAAUGUAGGUUAUUCUUAUAACCAUCGUACUCUCCUAAUCUUGUUUAAUUUAUUCAUCACAAAUUCUUUGAGCCUUUAUGCAGACCUCAGUUACACCCCUUGGAACACCGGGGAAAUUAAAAACAUUUUAUAUCGCCCUAUGGUUAAUACAAUGUUACUCAACCAUUGCAACGAACCUACGCCACCUCAUAUCACAAAUAUAGGUUUUAAAAUAAAAACAAUGUAUACGAAUGUACAUCUUGACUUCGUUUGUAUCAUGAGUUUUUAUACAACCUCUACGUUGCAGUGUUUUAAAACGUUUGCCUAGGGGUUUUACCGCUUAUAAGCCCGAAGACCCCUCCAGAUAGACCAUGCUAUUGUAAAAUCGAGAAUUUUUUUUAGUGAACCAUACAAUACCUUGUCUAUCCGGAACAAAUCGUACAAAUCCGGGACAUACCGUUUGAAAUCCGUAAUUUAAACCUCGUGAUCUAUGUCUUUAAAGGAUUUGAUUUAGCUGAUAACUUAAUUAUGAGACCCAUUCGAAUAACUCACACUUUUCAAACCGGGUAAAACCGUUAGUGAACCAUACUAAACCUCAUCAAUCCAGAUAAAAUCUUACAAAUCCGGGACAAACCGUUAGAAAUCCGAAACUUAACUUCGUGAUCUCUGUCUUUAAAGGACUCAAUCUAAACAUAUCUCUGGCAGAUCUUUAGCUCAAACCUACAGUUGCCUCCAAUUUCCAAUAUUGUUCUGACGUUGGCGUUAUUACGGUGGUUUAUAAGGGUCUAGACAAUUAUAAUGUCGAUGAAAGGUAUAUAGAUAUAUAAUAUACAUAUUUGUCAACUUAAAGGUCAAUUCGUUUACUUGUUUUUUGACGGCUUGUUGAUAUUAAAAUACAUGUCAACAGAAAUAAAUCCUCUUCUUUACGAAGUUUUCUACAAUUUAUGCUCAAUUUUAUUUUAACAUAGUACAAUUAAAUCGUGUAUAUAUAACAUAUUCAAUAACAACUUUAUACCCUUGUACACCUCCAUAUUUUAUGGAUAUACCUAAGGAAGUUCCUUUUUCCGGAUUGAUGACUACAAAUGUACGAUUUAAAAUUGUAUUGUGUAUUUGUUUGGGCUUUAAUGUCCUUGCAACAGCCACGGUCAGACAAAGACAGGGGCCUAGAGUGUUGGGUUCGGUUUGGUUUUAUUUUGUUUCGCGUCCUUCUAACAACUAAAAUCAUUGAAGGAUGUGCCUCCAGGUGUGUUGUGUAUGUGUGCAGGAGACAGUGUAUGUUGGGGUACUUGCCUCGUUGUGAUAGCGCUGAUCUGAUGCCGACUUUUAAGUGCUAUCCCACUGAAAUACCAUACCAAAGGUACCAAGCACAGCCAGGCCACAUUAUACUGACAACGGUUGAACAAGUUGUUGCCAUUACCCCUAAUGUUAAAGGGAAAACAAACGUGAGGUAUUUCCAACCAAGGCACUAGGAAAUAAAAGGUAGUUAGAAGUAGAGAGAAAUAUUAAGAUCCCAAAUAUUGCAAUUGGUGCAGCAGAUUUAUAUUUAUCGCUUUUGUGUCCUCAAGUAUAGGGCACAAAAAACAAAUCCUCCCAAUAUGCAGGGGGUUUGCUCAUAAGUCGCCUCUCACGAUACCUACAGUUGUUCACAGCAGGUGUAUUCGUUUCUCGAUCCCAAACCUGCAGGGGUGGGCCUGGACAGACAUCACCUGAGAGGAAAGAAACCAGGCAGGGGGAAAAGGAAAAGACAAAGAUCCCAAGUGUACCAGCGGAUCAAGUUUAGUGUCAUCCAUUUCCCCUACGUAGAAGACUCUGAAAACCCUCGAAUCUGCAGGGGACCACACAUUAACUACCUUUUACGUAACACGUACAGCGGGAUACAGCAGGUUCAUUCUUGGUUUCUGCAAUUACCCUCAAUAAAAAUUAGGAAUUAGAAAAACUAUUUGUCAGUAUAAUGUGACCGGGCGGAAUGCUGUGCUUGGUGCCAUCGACAUGGUUUUUCAGUGAUAAAGCACCUCUAAAGUCGGCAUCAGAUUAAGAAAUCACAGGGAGGCAAUUUCACGCAUAUACCCUGCAUCCAGCACACUUACGUACAAGCAUGCAUACACAACACACAUAAAGACACGUCCAUAAAUGACCUUAGCUGUU
Messenger RNA from Mizuhopecten yessoensis (Yesso scallop), 3295 nucleotides. Its product is annotated as caprin-2-like. Gene Ontology annotation, molecular function: protein binding. The transcript is spliced from 2 exons. NCBI's taxonomy places the organism in Eukaryota, Metazoa, Mollusca, Bivalvia, Pectinida, Pectinidae. The record is from RefSeq and is a predicted model, not a curated record. The coding region runs from base 14 to 721 and encodes 235 amino acids.